Gracilinanus agilis (Agile Gracile Mouse Opossum) is the source of this 845-nucleotide messenger RNA. It is a transcript of the gene MYL6B, whose product is annotated as myosin light chain 6B. Gene Ontology annotation, molecular function: structural constituent of muscle; calcium ion binding. The record is from RefSeq and is a predicted model, not a curated record. The coding region runs from base 16 to 645 and encodes 209 amino acids. Gene Ontology annotation, cellular component: myosin II complex. Lineage: Eukaryota; Metazoa; Chordata; Mammalia; Didelphimorphia; Didelphidae. The transcript has 7 exons.
CAUCCAUCAUCCACCAUGCCUCCUAAAAAAGACGUCCCAGUGAAGAGGCCAUUGGGACCUUCUGCCCCUAAACUGGUUGCCAAGCCAGCAGUGGCCCCUCCAGGGAAGCCCAAGGUUGAGCCAACUGCUCCCCCUGCCUCAGCAGCUCCCACCAAGCCCCAGGAACCUCCCAUUGACCUCUCCAAAGUGGUGAUCGAGUUUAAUAAGGACCAACUGGAGGACUUCAAAGAGGCCUUCCAGCUGUUUGACCGAAUAGGAGAUGGAAAGAUCUUGUACAAUCAGUGUGGGGAUGUGAUGCGGGCCCUGGGCCAGAACCCUACCAAUGCCGAGGUGCUCAAGGUCUUGGGCCACCCAAAGAAUGAUGAGCUGAACUCCAAGCGUGUGGACUUUGAGACUUUCCUGCCCAUGCUCCAGUCAGUAGCUAAAAGUCGGGACCAAGGCACAUAUGAAGACUAUCUGGAGGGCCUUCGAGUGUUUGAUAAAGAAGGGAAUGGUACAGUCAUGGGGGCUGAACUCCGUCAUGUCCUCACCACACUGGGGGAGAAGAUGACCGAGGAAGAGGUGGAGACUCUUCUGGCUGGACAUGAAGACAACAAUGGCUCCAUCAACUAUGAGGCCUUCCUGAAACACAUUAUGUCAAGCUGAAGCCUCAAGAUCCUGCUUCUCUCUGGCCAGUGUUUUCCUGCAUCCUGGAGAGAUGAAAGUCCAGUGCCUUGCACAGAGUAGGCACUUAGUAAAAUGUCUGUUGCAUAGAGAAUAAAGAAGGAUGGUGAGGAAGGGGAUGGAUGAUCUCUGUUAUCCCCCUACCCUCACUUUAUUUUCCAUAAUAAAGUAAUGGACUUCUA